AUGCCUUCAGACUCGACGACUACUGCGACUCCUCUCCGAAUUACGAUCGUUGGCGCUGGCCUGGGUGGUCUUGCGGCUGCCGUGGCCUUACGGCAGAUUGGGCACAUCGUUCAAGUAUUCGAGCGGUCAGAGAACAAGACCGAGGUCGGCGCGGCGCUAGGGAUCCAGCCCAACGCGAUGCGCGUAUUGAAGCACCUCGGCGUCCAAGUGGAAAAUUUCAAAGGCGUGUUUGUUACGGGGGUGUCGAUGCGCUUCGGCUGCAAAGUGCUCUCUUGCUCCCCAGAGGAAGGCACUGUGGUUCUUGAGACGGGGGAGACCAUCCACGCAGACCUGGUCAUUGGAGCAGAUGGCAUCCAGUCGCUCAUCCGUACGCAUGUGCUCGGAUAUGUGCAGGACGCCACACCCACCGGCAUCGCUUGUUGCCGUUCAGUGUUCAACGCGACUCCUACGGAUGGCAGCUUCUCGGGUCUGGAGUGGCUCAGCGAAGGAGACCCUGGCGUUCGCUCUGUCGCCUGGAAAGGCCUGCCCUUCCGGAUGAUCCUCUGUUAUCCGUGCAGAAACGGAGAGCUCGUCAAUUCGGCUCACUUCUACACGGAAACAGAGAAAGAGAAGCAGGACGUCUCGCACCCAGCUUCGACUCCGACGAUGUCCCCGGCGCAGGUGCGGGCCAAGUUUGCGGACUACCACCCCAAGUUCCACCGCCUGCUCGACCUGCCGAACCACGCGGGAAAGAUCUUCCGCUGGCGGCUCCGUGUGCUUCCUGCGAUCCCGACUUGGUGUAAAGGUCGCACUGCACUCCUCGGAGAUGCGGCGCAUGCCACGCUCCCUUUCUUGGCCCAGGGUGCGGCGAUGGCGAUCAAGGACGCGGGUGUGCUCGCGUGUAUGCUGCCGCUUGGCACCACGCGGGAGGAUGUCUCGGCGCGCCUUGCAGUGUGGGAAGACCUCCGCAAGCCAAGAGCAGAUUUCGUGAACAAGACAACCAUCGAGCAGAUGGAAUUUAUCAUCGCUGGGCAACAAGGGACUGCGCUUGGUGACACGCGGUCCAAGUUGGCAGAAUAUGAUGCAAUCGCAGCCGGUCGCCUGGCUUAUCAGGAAAAGUUCGAACGCGUUUGA
This is a messenger RNA of Mycena citricolor, 1113 nucleotides long. Lineage: Eukaryota; Fungi; Basidiomycota; Agaricomycetes; Agaricales; Mycenaceae. The record is from the annotation of a GenBank genome assembly.